Messenger RNA from Mandrillus leucophaeus (drill), 3699 nucleotides. RefSeq names its product eukaryotic translation initiation factor 5A2 (gene EIF5A2). The coding region runs from base 195 to 656 and encodes 153 amino acids. Gene Ontology annotation, biological process: positive regulation of translational elongation; positive regulation of translational termination. The record is from RefSeq and is a predicted model, not a curated record. The transcript is spliced from 5 exons. Lineage: Eukaryota; Metazoa; Chordata; Mammalia; Primates; Cercopithecidae. Gene Ontology annotation, molecular function: RNA binding; ribosome binding; translation elongation factor activity.
GUGGGGGCGGGUAAGGGCGGGGAGGCUGGGGUGUGGAAAGUGUGGCGGCCCCGCCCCGUCUCUUGGAACUGCCGCGGCCGCCACCGCCGCCGCCGGCGCCGCAGCUGUAGGGGACCAGCGCGGGUACGCAGACGAAAGGCACUCUUUGCCAGCUGAAAGUUCCCACGGAAAAACUACCAUCUCCCCAGCCCACCAUGGCGGACGAAAUUGAUUUCACUACUGGAGAUGCCGGGGCUUCCAGCACUUACCCUAUGCAGUGUUCGGCCUUGCGCAAAAACGGCUUCGUGGUGCUCAAAGGACGACCAUGCAAAAUAGUGGAAAUGUCAACUUCCAAAACUGGAAAGCAUGGGCAUGCCAAGGUUCACCUUGUUGGAAUUGAUAUUUUCACGGGCAAAAAAUAUGAAGAUAUUUGUCCUUCUACUCACAACAUGGAUGUUCCAAAUAUUAAGAGAAAUGAUUAUCAACUGAUAUGCAUUCAAGAUGGUUACCUUUCCCUGCUGACAGAAACUGGUGAAGUUCGUGAGGAUCUUAAACUGCCAGAAGGUGAACUAGGCAAAGAAAUAGAAGGAAAAUACAAUGCAGGUGAAGAUGUACAGGUGUCUGUCAUGUGUGCAAUGAGUGAAGAAUAUGCUGUAGCCAUAAAACCCUGCAAAUAAAUGGAAACAUCAGGCAUGAACACUGUUUAGGUCUGAAUCAACUGCAGAUCUAAUUUGGUUCUAAGUUGUCACCAAAGCUAUAGCCUUCAUAAGCAACCUCAUUUCUUUUUUUAAUUGUUUUCAGAAUGUGCUGGGUUAGUUUUGCAAGCAAUUGAUAAUUUUUAAAAAUUAUCAAUAUGUAUAAUUUUUUUUUAAUUUUGUAGGUAUGUUUCCUAUAAUAUUCCUGUGGUUUUCAGUAUGUCAGUUCAAGAAACAAACAAGAUAGCUUCAGCAGAUGUGAUGUCUGAGCAAAUCAUUCCUGUGUUUUAGUUAAAUGAUAAACCAGGGUUUUAAAUCAAACAAUGUAGCAUAAAGUGGUAUUGAAGUACCACAUUUAAGUUGAACUACUCUGCAUUAAUUACGGAUUUAAUAUUAAAUGAACUGAUUAUGUACUGGAAUUGUUGCAGUUUCAGCCUGUGUAGGGCAAACACAAAUCCUUAAACAAAAAUCAUGUUAUCCAAAAGUGGCAGUUAUUUUGGCGGCCACAUGCAACCACGUAAUUACUUUGGUCAUACUAUUUAUCAAAUUGUUGGCAAACUUGAUGUAACCUUAGAUGGUGGGUUUAGUCCCUUCUUAUGGUUGGCAGAAGGGCACUGAACUGUUGGGUGAAAGUUAGCAAGUAAGAUUAUAAGGAAGACACAAAAGACAAUGGCAGAGAGGGUUCAUUAAAUCUAUACAUUUUUAUGUGAGGACUUUGUAAGUCAGUAUAAAAAUGAAAAGUUGCUUUUCAGUUGUUUUUGCUUUUAACUUUGCCCCCAGCAUAUAAAGGGAGUGAUCUGCUUUACAGGAUACUAUGCAAUGCUUGUUUUCCAACCAUGUUGAAUAAAUACUACUAUUUAUCAGUAAAUACUCCUUUCCAACUUUUUCUUUUCUUUUUUUUUUUUUUUCCUGAAACUGAGUCUCACUCUAUCUGCCAGGCUGCAGUGCAGUGGUGCCAUCUCGGCUCACUGUAACCUCUGCCUCCUGGGUUCCAGUAAUUCUCCUGCCUCAGCCUCCCAAGUAGCUGGGACUACAGGUGUGCACUACCACACCCAGCUAAAUUUUUUUGUAUUUUUUUAGUAGAGACGGGGUUUUCACCAUAUUGUCUAGGCUGGUCUUGAACUCCUGACCUCAGGUGAUCCGCCUGCCUCAGCCUCCCAAAGUGCUGGGAUUACAAGCAUGAGCCACCACACCUGGCCCGUUUCCAACCAUUUUUAAGUAGAUUUUUUGACAUUAAUGUAUUUAUUAAACAAAAACUGAGAAUUCCUUAAAUUGAUUUGGAAUUUUUGUUAAUUUUAUGUCCUUUUUGUUCUAAAGUGAAUUGAAAGUGAAUCAUGGAAGCAACAUUACUUUAUAUGAAUAUUAUUAUUUAACUUAUUUUAAGUAUAUGCAUUUUUUUCUGAUUGUUGUGUGACUUAAUUCAGUUGCUGGUGUGAAAUAUAAGUAAUAAAUAAUUCUAUAAACUGAAUUAUUUUAAAAGAUAUUUUAGGUGACACCACUGCAUUUCUAUUUAAUCUUUUGAGUCAUAUGUAUAUUAUUUCCAGAAUUUUAGACAUUAUCACAGGGUUUGUGAGGACCUUUGACUCAGUAACAAUCAUCAUAUUGGAGCAAAACACAGAACAAAAUCACUAUCUCAGAAAUACCUUAAUUCUCCAAGACUGGCUCUUAGACUUCUCCCAUCAUGCCUUGACCUCUAAAAAGUGCUUUGUUCCUAUCUUCUGAAGGAAAGUAUAUCAUAUAUGAUGAUGUAACUGAUCUAAUCAGUGACUGGUAAUAGCAUUAGUAACAGAAGAUCCCAAGUUUUAGUUGCUUAAUUUGUACAUACUUUUAAAUCUUGUCUUAGCCUCAGCAAACACAUUUGGGGAAGAAGCAAGAUACUUUAAGAGAAAUGCAAAGAGGAAAUUUCUAAAACACAAGACAUAGUGAGGUUGUAGUUAGUCGUUUUUAGUAUAACAUUUUAGCAUUUGCCCAUCUAAAGCACAAUUAAAAUUAGGCUACAUUCUUUCCAGUAUUCUAUUUAAGUACCUACUACAUACUGCUCUAGUUUCUUAGUACUCUGCAAUGUGUAUCUUCAUUGCUACUGGUUGGCAUUGUAACUUAUAGGAAUUCCAGAAAAUUAUUAAUCUGUGCUGCUUGCAGGUCAUUCCUGUGGCCCUUCUUAACCAUGCUGGUGUUAUGAUUUAGUAUUAACUCUCGAUUAGCAUGCCCCUGUUCUUCCUAACUUGUAAAAUUUCACAUAUAUUUUCAAUUGUGUACAAAUUAAGGGUGUACAAAUUAUAAUAAUGCAUCUCUGUCUUCAUACUUUGAAUGGCAAAAGCUGUUUAUGCAUAAAUAUUUUCAUUUUAAGUAAUAUAUGAAGUGUAAAUACUCUUGAUAUAUAAGUAUAGAUUUUAAAGAUAUGGGACUUUAUUUUCACAUAAGUCAAUAGAUAUCUCUCUAGAACAAAAUAUUUCAUUUAGUAAAGCUUUAUAAAUUAUAUUAAAAGGAAGUAGGGAACAUGUAUUUUUAAACAUAGAACAGAAGUGACUUCAUUCUUUUUAGACAUCAGCAAUGUUGAAGUUGAUUCCUAAUAUUUGUUGUACUUUUUUGUAGCAAAUGUUAAAAAUCAUGAGUUACCAUGUAUAGAAUGUGGACUGUCAUGUUGAUAGAUUGUACAAUGAUAAGCCAUUUUUAUCUGUAUACAUUUUACCAAUUUAUUAACAGGUUGAAUAUUUGUUUCUUUUUAGAACAUUUUAUUUAUACUGUGAAGACUUUGUUGUACCUUAUUUGCUACAACAUAGAUCAUAUCAUUGCUACUUUGACUUAGCAUUUGCAUCAUAAACAUAAUUAUGACUUUUUUUCAGGCUCCCUUCCAGGGGCUGUCAGUCACUUGAAGAAAUUGUUGCUAACCAAGCUCUUGACUCUGUUUCCCUUAAUGAUACAAGUCUCUGUACCAGCGCUUUCUGUUAAUUACCAAAACUCUCCUGCAGUCAGAGCAUGAUAUCUAUAAUAGGAGACACUGCAAUAAAAUGAUUAGGCUGUAAAA